AUGGCCCCCGGGGGCGGCCGCAGCGACGCGGUGGGCGCUGGGCGGGGAGUCCACAGGCGAUCGCCUCACGUGAGAGCUGAAAAAGGAAGAACCGGGACGGCGCGGGGCACUGAAGGGGGUGGGUUGCCGCCCGCUCCCCGGUACCGCCGCCUCGGCAGCGGCGCGUUCCAAAGCACCGCGCACCCCGCUCCGCCGGAGCGCCGGAGGAAAGAGCGGCCGGACUACAAGUCCCAGCGUGCACCGCGGCGCGCCGCCAGCGGCGAGGGUCUGGCGUGGGCGCGGGGGCUGCCGAGAUUUGUAGUCCCGCGCGUUGGGGUGGGGCGGGUCCGUCACGGGAGCAGUGCUGAGGUAAAGAUGUGCCCGGGACGGGGAGAGCGGUACCCUCCGAGGGGAGCUGAGGGUCCCUCGGCCGGGCUGGGGGCCCUUUUCCACCAUGAGGACGCGGUACCUGCUCCCCGCUCUGCUGAGCCUCUCGCUGGCGCUGCUGGGGCCUGGCGGGCCCCACUAAAUGAGACACUGGUGAUAACUCUUAAUAUUACACACUCCUCAAAGCACAGCACCAUUGUUGAACUUCCUGAUGAGGUACAGUUCCCUGCAGGUCACACUAAAGCAGAAUUCCAAGUGAAAGCAGAUGAUGUGGGACAAGUAACAGUUUACCUUUAUCCCAAUAAUUCCAACUUGACUGGGCCUAGGAUUCAAUUUCAAGUGAUUCACAGCAUCAUAGUGAGAUAUGCUGAUGAGGUGAUUGGCUGGAUCUAUUUUGUUGCCUGGUCCAUCUCCUUUUAUCCUCAACUCUUUGAGAACUGGCGACGGAAAAGCGUUGUUGGACUAAGCUUUGACUUCAUAGCAUUAAACCUUACUGGCUUUAUAGCAUACAGUGUGUUUAAUGUUGGGCUCUUCUGGAUUCCCCUGAUUAAGGAGGAGUUCCUGGUCAGUUAUCCCAGCGGGGUGAACCCUGUGGCCAUCAAUGAUGUUUUCUUCAGUCUCCACGCAGUGGCCCUGACCCUCCUCACCAUCAUUCAGUGCUGCAUCUACGAGCGAGCAGGUCAGAAAGUAUCCAAAGUUGUUGUUGGACUCCUGGCACUUGCAUGGAUCUUCACCUUCACAACGCUGUUCCUGGCUGCAGCUGAGGUGAUGACAUGGCUGCAGUUCUUGUUCUGCUUCUCCUACAUUAAGUUAGCAGUCACACUGAUCAAAUACUUCCCACAGGCCUACAUGAAUUUCCGCCGGAAGAGCACUGAGGGAUGGAGCAUUGGAAAUGUGUUACUGGACUUCACUGGGGGAAGCUUCAGCCUUCUCCAGAUGUUUCUGCAGUCUUACAACAAUGAUGAGUGGAGGUUAAUCUUUGGAGAUCCAACCAAGUUUGGCCUGGGUGUCUUCUCCAUCAUCUUUGACAUUGUUUUCAUGGCCCAGCACUACUGCCUGUACAGGAGACGAGGCUACGAACCUUGUGAAUAACAAGCCUCGUUUGUGGAGACUCAAACUUUAAACUGAACUUGGCCCUACCCUCUCUGAGGGCUUUCAAGAUUCUUGCUGCCAGUUACCAGAAAUGCUGAUUCUGAUUUCUGCCUGUGACUUGAUCCUCUCUGGGCUGGAACUCAAGCUGUUGCCUUGCCAAGCACUGGCUGCCAGAUGCCUUAAGGACAGCAAGCUCUCAGCUGCACAUGGGGGACUCGUGCCUGUUGGAGCUGCACACACAGCUCAGAGGGAGCUGUCCAAGCAGCACAUGGCUCUUUUUUCACCAACCACAGGGAAGAGAAAGACCAAAGUGAUAUCUUUCUGAUUGGAGGUGAAGCACAAAGAGCAGAGUUCUGUCUUCCAAAAAUCUGAGAUCAUGUUUAAGCAAUCACUUCAUGUCUUUAAGUAAUGACUGAAGACUGUCUGUGGAUCCAAGUGCUGCUGCUGGCCUUUCCCAGACAGCUCACAGUCCACCACCACUCAGGCUGGCCACAGUGGUACAUCACAAUAAUGGAGUUUGUAACAAAUGCACAAAUAUUACCAUUUGAACUCUUUAUUAAAAAAAAUCCUAAA
Molecule: messenger RNA, 2031 nt
Organism: Agelaius phoeniceus (red-winged blackbird)
Lineage: Eukaryota; Metazoa; Chordata; Aves; Passeriformes; Icteridae
Source: RefSeq, a predicted model, not a curated record